Metarhizium album ARSEF 1941 is the source of this 1545-nucleotide messenger RNA. RefSeq lists its product as uncharacterized. The record is from RefSeq and is a predicted model, not a curated record. NCBI's taxonomy places the organism in Eukaryota, Fungi, Ascomycota, Sordariomycetes, Hypocreales, Clavicipitaceae. The transcript has 3 exons. Gene Ontology annotation, molecular function: phosphatidate phosphatase activity. Gene Ontology annotation, cellular component: actin cortical patch. The coding region runs from base 1 to 1545 and encodes 514 amino acids.
AUGAGAAGUGCCCUCGUGCUAGUCGGCUGCGGCGCCCUGGGCUGGGCCGUUCCCACGGGGACGCCCGUUGCCGCGCAGACGCCUGUUGCGAGUGCUGUUCAGCAGCGGGCUCCUUCGCCGACGCUGGCUGUCGCGCUCGACCAGCGAGGACUCGGCGACGACGUCAAGAGCUACGUGCAGGGUUUGACCAGCGACGUUGAGAGCAGAGCAUCCUCUCUUCUGCAAUCAGGUAUCCUCAACUUUCCGAAUGGUUUCCCCGCGGGGACUGCCGUGGAAAAGUCGCUCGGCGUGUCGAGCACCGAGUUGAAUGCUGAACCCACGCACGUCCUGAAUCUGCCCUCGUAUGGCAACUGGACCGAGCAUGGCUGGAGUCUCCGGAUCCACGGAAACGUGUACAAGGUCCCCAACGUGUCGCAGAGCGCGAUUGACCAUCUUGCAAACGUCUUCCUGAUCGGAACGAGUGUCAAAGACCUGAAUGCGACGGAACAAGCGCAGGCACGAAAUGUCACCAGGUCGAUUUUCGUGGUGCAGCAGGGCAAUAAGAGCGUGACCAUGAACCUGGAGAAUAAUGUCGCGAUGCAGUCUAAUGCCACCGGGGGUGCUGUUAAAGCUAAGGGCGGUGCGCAAAUGAUUCAUAUGCCGUACAACACGAGCAUUGAAGGGGACUUCGACUCGUUUGUUAACCUUCGGAACACGACGGGCCCUGAUGGAGGAUUCAUGGCUCCUGGGAACGAAACUUUACAGAUCCAGACCUUGAACGUGUAUGCCGACGGGACGGAUUCGGGAAAUGCCACGGCGUACCUGGUGCCUCCGACGGGUUUGACCGUCGUUUCGGACAUUGACGAUAUUCUGCGCGUGACCAAGAUUUACCAGCCCAAGGAGGGCCUCUUGAACACAUUUGCUCGACCCUUUACGCCGUGGAUGAACAUGCCGAGUAUCUAUUCCAAUUGGUCUUCGUCCCUUGGUAACGUGCACUUUCAUUACCUGACUACGACUCCGGAGCAGGCGACGAGAAACUACAUGGACUUCAUAUACCGGACGUACCCUCUCGGAUCGUUUGAUACGAGACCGUUGAACUUUUCAGAUACCUCGGCCACGCUGCAUAUUCGACGGUUCCUGCUAGACAAGAUCUUCCAGACGUUUCCGAAGCGCAAGUUUGUCCUGGUGGCCGACACGAGCAACCACGAUGUAAUGGUGGCUUAUCCGCAGAUGUUCAAAGACUACCCCGGGCAAGUGACGUGCAUCUUUCUGCGAAAUACUAGCGCCACGGACUCGGGUGAUAAGUUUCCGUACGAUACGUCGGGUUUCAAGGGCAUCCCGCAGGGCCACUACAUGUUCUUCAAGGUCCCCGAGGACUUGGCUCAUCUCGAUCUCGAGAACGGACAUUGCCUCAACAGUACCGUGCCCCAAAAUGUGACAUUUGGAGAACAAGGUCUACCCCUUGGCCUUGGAGACAAGGGAAGCUUCGCUGGUCGGACCCGGAUCGGGGCUUCAAAGGCUUUAUUUGUAACGCUGACGGUCACGGCUGCGGCUGCUAUCUUGUAG